This is a messenger RNA of Myodes glareolus (Bank vole), 6097 nucleotides long. RefSeq names its product trafficking kinesin protein 2 (gene Trak2). Gene Ontology annotation, cellular component: cytoplasmic vesicle; mitochondrion; dendrite. Gene Ontology annotation, molecular function: GABA receptor binding; myosin binding. Lineage: Eukaryota; Metazoa; Chordata; Mammalia; Rodentia; Cricetidae. The record is from RefSeq and is a predicted model, not a curated record. Gene Ontology annotation, biological process: mitochondrion distribution; anterograde axonal transport of mitochondrion; vesicle transport along microtubule.
UUCCCUAGCUGGGUGGGGGCUGCCAUCGACCGGGCGUCGCUGCAGAUCCAAGGUCGCCGAGUGAUGAGGUGAAGCCGCCCUCCAGUCCCCUGCCACGCCCGGACUGGUAGCUGCGGCGGCGGCGGCGGCUUCUGGUGCUGCUCUCUGGCUGCGGCAGCAUUAGGGGCUUCUUCCUCGUAAGCGAGGGCAGUCGGAGGAGCGAGGACGUCGGGCCAUUGCCGCCAUGACUGUCCAAGGGCUGACAACCACAUGAGCACUCACAGCCGCAGAUGUCACUUGACUCACCACGGAAAACCUGUCCUAAAGGGAGUGUACACAUGACCACGUUCAUUUCUUUCCCGAAUGGCUUAAUGGAUUUCCUUUACUCCAGUGCAUACCAAAGCGGCCCCUUUCGACCACAGCGAGAAAGGAUUCUGCAUGAGUCACUCCCAGAAUGCCAUUUUCACAUCACCAACAGGUGAAGAGAGCCUCAUGAAUAGCAACCACCGAGACUCGGAGAGCAUCACUGAUGUCAGCUCCAGCGAGGAUCCCCCCGAAGUCGAGCUGGUGAACCUGCUGGAAGAGCAGCUGCCGCACUACAAGCUCAGGGUCGACUCCCUCUUUCUCUGUGAGAACCAAGACUGGGCGCAGUCUUCGCACCAGCGCCAGCCCCAGGAUGCGCCCGAGACCCUGUCUCCCGUCCUUGCCGAGGAGACCUUCCGCUACAUGAUUCUAGGCACAGACAGAGUGGAGCAGAUGACCAAAACCUACAAUGACAUCGACAUGGUUACACAUCUCCUGGCAGAGAGGGAUCGAGAUCUAGAGCUAGCUGCUCGGAUUGGGCAAGCUCUCCUAAAGAGGAACCAUGUCUUAUCGGAGCAGAAUGAAGCCCUGGAGGAGCAGCUGGGACAAGCCUUUGAUCAGGUUAACCAGCUGCAGCAUGAGCUGUCCAAGAAGGACGAACUGCUUCGGGUCGUUUCCACUGCGUCUGAGGAGAGUGAGACCGACUCCAGCUGCUCCACGCCUCUUCGGUUCAACGAGUCCUUCAACUUAUCGCAAGGUUUGCUGCAGCUGGACAUGCUGCAGGAAAAGCUCAGGGAACUGGAGGAAGAGAACAUGGCCCUUCGAUCCAAGGCUUGUCAUAUCAAGACAGAAACCUUCACCUAUGAAGAGAAGGAGCAGCAGCUGGUCAACGACUGCGUUAAAGAACUUCGUGAAACCAACGCGCAGAUGUCCAGAAUGACCGAAGAACUGUCGGGCAAGAGUGACGAGCUGCUCCGAUACCAAGAGGAGAUCUCGUCCCUACUGUCUCAGAUCGUAGAUCUGCAGCACAAGCUUAAAGAACAUGUCAUCGAGAAGGAAGAACUCAGACUUCACCUGCAGGCUUCCAAAGACGCCCAGCGACAGCUGACAAUGGAGCUUCAUGACCUACAAGACAGGAACAUGGAGUGCCUGGGGAUGUUGCACGAGUCCCAGGAAGAAAUAAAAGAGCUUCGCAGCAAGUGUGGCCCAGCCGCUCACCUCGGCUUCUCGCAGUCUUACGGAGUUUUCACGGGGGAAUCAUUGGCAGCUGAGAUUGAGGGGACCAUGCGUAAAAAGCUGAGUUUGGAUGAGGAAUCUGUGUUUAAACAAAAGGCCCAGCAGAAGCGGGUGUUCGACACUGUCAAGGUUGCCAAUGACACUCGGGGCCGCUCCGUCACCUUCCCAGCCCUGCUACCCAUCCCAGGCUCCAACCGCUCAAGUGUCAUCAUGACAGCAAAACCCUUUGAGUCUGGCGUCCAGCAAACAGAGGCCAAAGCCCUCCUGGACCGAGGGAGCAGCAUGGAGGCUCCAGGGAUCUCGCAGCCCACCAGCCACCCAGGACCCACCGAGGACAGUGAUUUGGCUACGGCGAUGCAUCGCCUUAGCCUGCGAAGGCAGAACUACCUAAGUGAGAAGCAGUUCUUCGCCGAAGAAUGGGAGCGGAAGAUCCAAGUUCUGGCCGAGAAGGAAGAAGUCAGUGACUGCGACGCCCCCACAGGGACCCUUGACUCACUCUGCGCUGACCAGUCGGAGACCACAGACCUGGGCAGUGCCGGCUGCCUUCGAGGCUUCAUGCCAGAAAAGUUACAAAUCGUCAAGCCUUUAGAAGGAUCACAGACACUCCAUCACUGGCAGCAGCUCGCUCAACCAAACUUGGGAACCAUCCUUGACCCGCGGCCAGGGGUCAUCACCAAAGGCUUCGCCCAGAUGCCCCAGAUGCCCGAGGAUGCCAUCUACCACCUCUCAGAUUUAGAGGAGGAUGAAGAGGAGGGGAUCACUUUUCAGGUUCAGCAGCCGCUUCACGUGGAGCAGAAACCUGCAGCUCCCACGCCAGUAACAGGGAUCUUCCUGCCACCCAUCACCUCAGCAGGUGGGCCGGUUGCAGUCUCUGUUUCAGUUGCAACUGCGAACCCCGGGAAGUGUCUGUCAUGCACAAACUCGACAUUCACCUUCACCACCUGUAGGAUCCUACACCCCUCUGACAUCACCCAGGUCACCCCUAGCUCCGGGUUCCCGUCACUGUCCUGUGGAAGUGGUGGGAGCAGCUCCUCCAGCCCGGCUGUGAACUCCCCUGCCAUGUCCUACCGGCUCAGCAUUGGUGAAUCCAUCACCAACCGGCGCGACUCCACCAUAACAUUCAGUAGCACGCGGAGCCUAGCGAAGCUUCUGCAGGAGCGAGGCAUCUCUGCUAAGGUGUACCACAGCCCGGCUUCAGAAAUCCCGCUUCUGCGGCCUCGCCCCAAGGCCCUGGCCACCCCUUCCACACCACCAAACUCCCCGUCGCAGUCACCGUGCUCCUCACCCUUGCCCUUCGAACCCCGAGUCCACGCUUCCGAGAACUUUUUGGCUUCCCGACCAGCUGAAACAUUCCUGCAGGAAAUGUAUGGCUUAAGACCUUCAAGGACCGCUCCGGAUGUUGGGCAGCUGAAGAUGAACUUGGUAGACAGGCUGAAGAGACUGGGCAUAGCCAGAGCGAUCAAGACCCCCGAUCCCCAGGAGAAUGGGAAAAGCCGAGAGGCAGAAACGGGUCUUCCAAAACCAGAGUCUGCUGUUUAUUUAAAUUCAAGUGGCAGUUUACUAGGUGGACUGAGGAGGAAUCAGAGCCUUCCGGUCAUGAUGGGCGGCUUCGGAGCCCCAGUUUGCACAACCGCACCCAAGAUGGGAAUCCUGAAGGAAGACUGAGGCUCAGCACCGACUGACCUCACGUAUAAAUUAUUAGCACAUGAAGGAGAGGGAUGCACUGAGGAUGGGAACUGGCUAAGGAGAGCAAAGGCAUGUCGCAGAAGGGCUGCGGAAGUGCGGAGGGUGUCGUGGAGGGGGGAUGGAGGCAUUUGGAUGAGGUCUUUGAGGACGGAGUCGUAAACAGGAAGUGGGGACGUGGGUAGGUCGGAGAUGGAAAUGGAAGGAAGGGUUAGCAUGCUUCUUCAGCUGAGUUUCCUUGCCUUGAAAAUAAAAAAUGAAUAGAAAAACAAACCCAGCCCUAUCAAACACGACAGUAAUACUGAACUGCUGGCCCCUCGGUCCCUAGAGAACACAAGCAGGAAGAGCCAGGAACGGCUCGGCUGUCCCAGAGGGUUGUUCAGCGUAUUGUCUGCUACUGGGACUGCAGGCGCUUUCCCCGCCGAUGCCCAGUCAAAUUGUGCACCCGUCCAAUGGUGCGCUCACAGCAUUAGCAAAAUAAGGAGUUCUGUCCCUUGCUUCAAAAGUGGAGACUUUCUCGUUUCAAAACACUCUCAGACACAGAGAGCCAAACUCCACCCCGAUUGCUUUGUAUUUACAAUUACUAAAACUUCAGUUUUUUAAAACUUGUAUUUUUGUACAACAUAACAAAAAUUUAAAAAAUAACCAUGUGAACGGGCUUGGGAGGGAUUUAGGACGGAAAAUAGGGGUAAGUGGGAAUCAAGACAGCUCUUCAGGAUAUUUCUUCUGGAUAAUAUGGCGGCCAAGGAAUGCAAACAUAAUGCAUGUUUCUCAGAUUUCCUUGGAGGCCGUAAGGCUUAGACCAGAAGUGCAAUCAGUAGUACUUAGAUUAUGUUGUGUAUUUAUAUCUGUAAAUCUUUAAGAAAAGUUAGUCGUAACUAACUUCUUCCAAAGUGUGCUAUGCAUAUUUUUAAUGAAAGAUGACAUGUAUUUGCACAAAAAUUCUCAGGCACAUUAAAUUAUAAACUGAAGUGAAACCCAGGCGCUGGCUCAAGUGUUUGUCAGAUUCCGUUGUUUUCCUCGUGUCAGUAAAAACAGCUGCCUAGUUCUUGGCACCUGAAGAAGCAGAGAAGGACCUUGCUUGUGGCUAAGACUAGAGAGGCCUAGAGAUGGGUCCCGGGAUUUGGCAGUGCGAGGCGGCCCUGAGUUGGGAAGAAAGCUCUCCUUUCUAAGGUGGCAGGGCCAUGGCUUUGUCUUGAGGGAUCCUUCAGGAGAGAACCUCACAUGUGAGGAGAAGACGGAACUCCUUGUUCUGUCUGUGAAAGCAGGAAGUCUCUCCCUUGGUCCUCUUGGUGCUUAACUGGCAAAUACUCUACUUGAGAGGAAUUCUUCAUUCCCACAGAGAGUUGCUUCCUUCUCUCUCUCUCUCUGUCUCUCUCUCUCUCUCUCUCUCUCUGUCUCUCUCACCUCCUCCCCAAGAAGAGCUGCACUCAAAGGGUUAAAAAAAUAAAUACAUAAAACCAAAAUCCAUGAUGGUAAAGGGACACAUGAGCUUUCUAUAUUUCUAGAAUGUAAUAAAACUUUUCUAAAUAAAUUUCUCAACAACCAAGGGUGGAAAGAUGUCCCCUCCCUUGGUCACCCUUUACCUGGUCUAGCUGCUGUCAAUAGAUCGUCACGCACACGUCAACGAAGGACUCCAGGUUAGCAGCGACCUCGCACACACAGGCAUUCAAACAAGAAUAUCUGGUCUUUCUGUUUCCUAAAUAGUCCAAUUCAGUUUUUUUUAAAAAAAAAAAACAUUUGCUUUUCUAGUCUCUCAAUAACUGAAUGCCUCCCUCAGCAAAAGCUUCAGGCUUUGAAGGAAGGACACGUCCGUCGCUUGAACCUUCACAGCUUCCAAAGAAGGAGCAGGAGGAAGGAGGGAAGCAUGGGCUUGUCAGGGAGGUAGAGUGUUCCAUAACCAGGUUCAUAGAUGUCACAUAAACCACCAUAAGUUGGCUAGCCUUUGUGACGUUGUGUUGAGAGUUCUCCUAUAGUGCUGAGUGACCGUUGGAGGCAGGGUGGUGCCUUAGCACCGGGUGAGCGUGUCUGGUUAAAGAAAUCCAGACGAGUUUUUGGACAUUGAGUUGAUUUUGAUGUUCUGGCAGAACACAGGAACUGUGCCCCGGUGCAUGCUUAUCCCUGCAAGUGAAUCCUGUCUUAAAACUGGGCUUUGGUGACUUUGAAGUUUGCACCUAAAAUUAUUUUUGUUAUUGAGAAUCCGUUAGACCAGGCUGUCUCUAAAAUGUAGUAGGACCUGGAGCCUUCCCGCAGGUUCUUCCUCCGUGGAACUAUUUCGCUCGGGUAUACUGUUCAUGUUUUUGUUUUGUGUGCUUUCGUGCGCACAUGGGAAAACCAGAUGUUUUCUCCUUCAGGAUUUUCUGUGAUUAUUUCUCAGGUACUUCUGAGUGUCCUGUCACCAAUUAGGAGAGUCUUCUUAAACUCAGAAUUAAAAUUGCCCUGAAUUUUGAAGAUCCCAAAUCUUAUGUAAAUAGCCUUAGGUUUAAAUCCUUAGACAUUAAUGACCAGUGUUAGGUAAGUAGGUUUUGUUUUUUUUAGUCUUGUUCUUGCCCUUGGUCUGACACAAAUGGUCAGACUCUGUCAAGGGAAGAUGCUUGGAGGAGGCUCACAAGAACCUCGCCCAUAGUGAAGACAUGGGUUACACAGUAUUCAGGCUCCUAGUGCAUAAUCAGUAGUGAGUGCUUCUCACACCAGCUUGACAUCUGGAGAGGGUUGCAUGUGUCUGGGCCACCUUUGCUGAGUGUGGCCGCAGGCAUGGUGUGGGGCCCCGGGGGCUCCAGGAAAAUAGCAUUGUGCAUAUCUGGAACCUGACUUUGUCAAAUAGCUCUUAAUGCACCUUCCUUUGCUCUAUCAAUUGUAAAUCACAGACAAUAAACACAAGAAGCUUCUUACAUUG